This is a messenger RNA of Austrofundulus limnaeus, 2284 nucleotides long. RefSeq names its product ATP-binding cassette, sub-family F (GCN20), member 2b (gene abcf2b). Gene Ontology annotation, molecular function: ATP hydrolysis activity; ATP binding. The record is from RefSeq and is a predicted model, not a curated record. Bases 122 to 1942 code for a protein of 606 amino acids. The transcript is spliced from 15 exons. Lineage: Eukaryota; Metazoa; Chordata; Actinopteri; Cyprinodontiformes; Rivulidae.
CUGGRGCUUCGGAUAGCGCGGCUACAUCCACCCGGCAAAAAGUGGACACGCGACGUCAGUGUGCUCCGGAGACAAGAGGCAGAAAAAAAUCCACAAAAACUCAGUUUAGACUUGCACCACCAUGCCAUCAGAUUUGGCUAAGAAGAAGGCGGCGAAGAAGAAGGAGGCUGCCAAAGCCCGACAGCGCACCAAAAAGUCUGAUGACGUAAAUGGGGAUACUGAGCAACAGGAGGUCCAAGAAAAUGGAGCACACAGCAAUGGUGUUGCCAGUUUGACUAAGGAGCUGGAUGAGUUUGAGCUGCGGAAGAUGGAGGCUCGGGCCGUGACUGGCGUUCUCGCCUCGCAUCCUAACAGCACUGAUGUCCACAUCAGCAGCCUGUCGCUCACCUUCCACGGUCAAGAGCUGCUAUCAGACACCAGCCUGGAGCUGAACUCUGGCAGACGCUACGGCCUCAUCGGUCUCAACGGCACAGGAAAGUCAAUGCUCCUGUCAGCCAUCGGGCACCGUGAAGUUCCUGUUCCUGAGCACAUAGACAUUUACCACUUGACCCGGGAGAUGGCCCCCAGCGACAAGACGGCCCUGCAGUGUGUCAUGGAAGUGGACGAAGAGAGGAUAAAGCUGGAGAAAGAGGCGGAGAGACUGGCCCAUGAAAAUGCUGAGUGUGACAAGCUGAUGGAGCUGUACGAGCGUCUGGAGGAGCUGGACGCAGACAAAGCAGAGGUGCGAGCCUCUCGGAUCCUCCACGGUCUGGGUUUCAGCGCUGCUAUGCAGCAGAAGAAACUAAAAGACUUCAGCGGAGGGUGGAGGAUGCGUGUCGCUCUGGCAAGAGCUCUGUUCAUCAAGCCCUUCAUGUUGUUGCUGGACGAGCCGACCAACCAUUUGGACCUGGAUGCCUGCGUGUGGCUGGAAGAGGAGCUCAAGUCGUUCAAGCGAAUCCUUGUGCUCAUCUCYCACUCGCAAGACUUCCUGAACGGUGUCUGUACCAACAUCAUCCACCUGCAUCAAAGAAAACUAAAGUAUUACACGGGCAACUACGACCAGUAUGUAAAGACCAGAUCUGAGCUGGAAGAGAACCAGAUGAAGCGCUUCAACUGGGAGCAGGACCAGAUGGCACACAUGAAGAAUUACAUUGCCAGGUUUGGUCACGGCUCUGCAAAGUUGGCACGACAAGCACAAAGCAAAGAGAAGACUCUACAGAAGAUGGUGGCAUCGGGUUUGACUGAGAAAGUUGUGAAUGACAAGACUUUGUCAUUUUAUUUUCCUCCCUGUGGGAAUAUUCCUCCUCCUGUUAUCAUGGUUCAGAAUGUGAGCUUCAAGUACAGUGACCACACGCCGUACAUUUAUAAAAACCUGGAGUUUGGCAUCGACCUGGACACACGGGUGGCUCUGGUCGGACCCAACGGAGCAGGAAAGUCCACGUUGUUGAAGCUGCUUAUGGGAGAGCUUCUUCCAUCUGAUGGCAUGAUCCGCAAACAUUCUCACGUCAAAAUUGGCAGAUAUCACCAGCAUCUGACAGAGCAGCUGGAGCUCGACCUGUCUCCUUUGGAGUACAUGAUGAAGUGUUUCCCAGAGAUCAAAGAAAAGGAGGAGAUGAGGAAGAUCAUCGGUCGCUACGGCCUCACGGGAAAACAACAAGUCAGUCCGAUCAGGAACCUGUCAGACGGUCAGAAGUGCAGAGUGUGUUUUGCCUGGCUGGCCUGGCAGAACCCCCACAUGCUGUUCCUGGAUGAGCCCACCAACCACCUGGAUAUCGAGACGAUCGAUGCGCUGGCUGAAGCAAUCAACGAGUUUGAUGGGGGCAUGAUGCUGGUUAGUCACGACUUCAGGCUAAUUCAGCAGGUGGCUCAGGAGAUCUGGGUUUGUGAGAAUCAAACUAUCACAAAGUGGCGUAGCGACAUCCUGGGUUAUAAGGAGCAUUUGAAGUCAAAGAUUGAGAAGUAGCAGGAAACGUCCCACUGAACUGAAACUCUUAUGCAUUUUACUGGAUUUGUCUCUUCUACACGUCUUUGACAGUGAACCUGAUAGAACCUCCCCUCCUGUCUCCAUUUCACCUCAGGCUGCACUCUGAUUGGCUGAUUCACCUGGAAUGCAUUCCAUUGUGCUGUCUUGAAAUUAAACUUUGUUUCUUUUCCCCAGAUGUUUUAUUUCAAGCUGUAAGCAACAGCUGUUAGGUUGUUUUUAUAUUUAAAAAGUUAACACCCCUGUACAACAGUUCUGCCUUAUUUAACAAUGUAAUGCAAUAACUUGGUCAGAAUACAAUAAAACAAAGACGGCAUAAAUAAA